Molecule: messenger RNA, 1449 nt
Organism: Pararge aegeria (speckled wood butterfly)
Lineage: Eukaryota; Metazoa; Arthropoda; Insecta; Lepidoptera; Nymphalidae
Product: ribosome biogenesis protein WDR12 homolog
Exons: 9
Coding region: 136-1398 (420 amino acids)
Biological process (GO): ribosome biogenesis
Cellular component (GO): preribosome, large subunit precursor
Molecular function (GO): protein binding
Source: RefSeq, a predicted model, not a curated record
AUCAUUUGUCAAACCUGAAGCCAAUGCGUAUGCUGUCAAGAGUUCAAGACCACAUGUUUUGUUUAUUUUCCGAAUAAUUACUACUUUUUGAAUUAAUAAAACACACAAACAAUUGGAUUUGCUUGAAAUAAAACUAUGGCUAGUGACGCAGGUGAAGCACAGUUACAAGUUCGUUUCAUAACCAAACAAGAACAAUAUGCAGUUUCGGACAGUCCGUACGCAAUUCAAAGUAACAUUCAGUCCUCAGAGUUGAAUACACUACUAAAUGCAUUAUUGAAAGAAUCUAACAAAACCUUAGAAAAGGCGGUAGAAUUUGACUUUUUAAUAUGUAGCGAGCUACUAGUGUCGUCAGUCGCAGAACACUUGCAGGAGAAGGGUUUAUCCACUGAAGACACUUUAGAAAUUGAAUACUUAGAGAGAUUCCCAGCACCAAGUCCUCAGGAUUGUUUGAUGCAUGAUGACUGGGUUUCUGCAGUUCAUACACAUGGAAAUUGGAUUCUAUCUGGGAGCUAUGACAAUAGUGUUCAUAUUUGGAAUACAAAAGGCCAACAUAAACUUGCCAUACCUGGACACACAUCCCCAGUUAAAGCUGUUUCAUGGGUCUCUUUUAAUGACAGUCAGGCAGUAUUUGUCAGUGGUUCCCAUGAUCAAUCUACAAUGCUUUGGGUCUGGAAUGUGGCUGGCAACUCUGUGGACUGUGUGGUGACAUGUAGAGGACAUGAUAAGGGUGUGGAGUGCCUUUCAGUCUCAGUAGAUGCCAACCGCUUUGCCACUGGCAGCUGGGACAAUAAUGUCUGUCUUUGGAGUGCAAGUCUGUCUGAUGAAGAUAAUGUUCCCGUCAAGAAGAAAAGUAAACCUGAACAAGGAAACGUUAGAGAACCUUUAACAACAUUAAAAGGCCACAGGGAGGCGGUCUCAGGAGUGCAAUGGAUGGAUUAUAACACUGUUGUGUCAAGUGGCUGGGAUCAUUUGCUGAAGAUAUGGGAUUGUGAACUUGGUGGCAUUAAACAGGAAAUUGCAGGCAAUAAAGCUUUCUUUGAUGUGGAUUGGUCACCACUGAGUAACAGCCUAGUAACAGCGUCUGCGGAUAGACACAUACGACUCUACGAUCCCAGAUCUACAGAUAGUAUUGUGAAAACUACAUACACGUCACACACCGGUUGGGUUCAGUCAGUGCGUUGGUCCAAAACUAGAGAUACGCUGUUCCUUUCAGCGGGCUAUGAUGGACAAGUGAAGCUAUGGGAGACCAGAAGCCCAAAAACACCUUUAUACGAUCUAAGCGGCCACGAAGAUAAAGUCCUAUGCUGUGAUUGGACAAAUCCUGCUCUUCUCAUCAGUGGGUCCUGUGAUAACACCCUGAGGAUAUUUAAGUCGAAGCACGCAACAGCCAAUGCGUGAAUUGGUUAGUUUAAGAAUUUAUUAUCUAAUAAAAUAUAUGUUGGCAGUAAA